AUGGGGGCGCCCCCGGGCUACCGACCCUCGGCUUGGGUGCAUCUGCUCCACCAGCUGCCCCGCGCCGACUUCCAGCUCCGCCCGGUACCCAGCGGGUUCGCGCCCCAAGAGCAAGAAUACCAGCAGGCCCUGUUGCUGGUGGUGGCCUUGGCAGGCCUGGGCUUGGGCCUGAGCCUCAUUUUCAUUGCUGUCUACCUCAUCCGCUUUUGCUGCUGCCGGCCCCCAGAGCCCCCCGGAGCCAAGAGCCCCCCACCCGGGGGAGGCUGUGUCACCUGGAGCUGCAUUGCUGCCCUUCUCGUCGGCUGCGCCGGCAUUGGCAUCGGUUUCUAUGGCAACAGCGAGACCAGCGAUGGGGUGUCCCAGCUCAGCUCAGCAUUGCUGCAUGCCAACCAUACGCUCAGCGCCAUAGACCACCUGGUGUUGGAGACGGUGGAGAGGCUAGGUGAGGCCGUGAGGACAGAGCUGACCACUCUGGAGGAGGUGCUGGUGCAGCGCCCGGAGCUGGUGGCUGCUGCCCGGGGGGCUCGGGGGCAGGCGGAGGCGGUGGCCCAGCAGCUCCAGGCGCUGGCCUUCUGGCGGGGAGUGCCCUUGAGUCCCCUGCAGGUGGCCGAAGACGUGUCCUUUGUGGAGGAGUACAGGUGGCUGGCCUAUGUCCUUCUGCUGCUCCUGGAGCUGCUGGUCUGCCUCUUCACCCUCCUGGGCUUAGCAAAGCAGAGCAAGUGGCUGGUGAUCGUGAUGACAGUGAUGAGUCUCCUGGUUCUUGUCCUGAGCUGGGGCUCCAUGGGCCUGGAGGCAGCUACAGCUGUGGGCCUCAGUGACUUCUGCUCCAGUCCUGACACCUACAUCCUGAACCUGACCCAGGAGGAGACUGGGCUCAGCUCAGACAUCCUGAACUAUUACUUCCUCUGCAAUCAGGCGGUCUCCAACCCCUUUCAACAGAGGCUGACUCUGUCGCAGCGAGCUCUGGCCAACAUCCACUCCCAGCUGCAGGGCCUCGAGCGGGAAGCUGUCCCCCAGUUCCCUUCUGCGCAGAAGCCUCUGCUGUCCUUGGAGGAGACGCUGAAUGUGACAGAAGGAGACUUCCACCAGUUGGUGGCGCUGCUGCACUGUCGCGGGCUGCACAAGGAUUACGGCGCUGCCUUGCGGGGCUUGUGUGAGGAUGCCCUGGAAGGUCUGCUCUUCCUGCUGCUCUUCUCCCUCCUGUCUGCGGGGGCCCUAGCCACCACCCUCUGCAGCCUGCCCCGUGCCUGGGCCCUCUUCCCGCCCAGUGACGACUAUGACGAUGCAGAUGAUGACGACCCUUUCAACCCUCAGGAAUCCAAGCGCUUCGUGCAGUGGCAGUCAUCUAUCUGAGCCCCUCCUCCGUGCCAGACUGGAGCCUGAGCCCCCACCCUGGUGAGCUUCCGGAGCGGCACCCUGGCUCCCCCUGCGGCCAGCCCCUGCUCGCCUCUCCCUCGCUCCGGGCAGGGGGGUGGCCCUGCCACCUGCAUCCGGUGCCCUGUGUCUGCCUCUCUCUGCAGUUCCUUCCCUGGCUGCCAGAGAAGACCCCACUAACCCAGCCUGACUGGGCUCUCACCUCUAACAGCACCUCUGGCCACGGACACCCCCACGGGCUGCCUCCCUGCCCUGCCUCCUCUCCCACGCGCCCUUGCCUGGGGAGCCAGCCAGGGGGCAGGCCGGGCCCUGGGGCUGGCAGGGAGGGGCGGCCAUCUAGCCCCGCAACCCCUCACCCCUGGCCACCAGGCCCAUCCUCG
Molecule: messenger RNA, 1754 nt
Organism: Neomonachus schauinslandi (Hawaiian monk seal)
Lineage: Eukaryota; Metazoa; Chordata; Mammalia; Carnivora; Phocidae
Product: protein tweety homolog 1
Exons: 13
Coding region: 1-1353 (450 amino acids)
Cellular component (GO): plasma membrane; smooth endoplasmic reticulum membrane
Molecular function (GO): intracellularly calcium-gated chloride channel activity; volume-sensitive chloride channel activity
Source: RefSeq, a predicted model, not a curated record